Molecule: messenger RNA, 648 nt
Organism: Linderina pennispora
Lineage: Eukaryota; Fungi; Kickxellomycota; Kickxellomycetes; Kickxellales; Kickxellaceae
Product: TP53-regulating kinase-like protein
Exons: 2
Coding region: 1-648 (215 amino acids)
Biological process (GO): protein phosphorylation
Cellular component (GO): cytosol; nucleus; EKC/KEOPS complex
Molecular function (GO): protein serine/threonine kinase activity; ATP binding
Source: RefSeq, a predicted model, not a curated record
AUGGCCGAUCAACAAGAGGUGCUCCGACAGGGCGCCGAGGCGCGUAUCUACAAAACCGAGUUCGAGGGCAAGCCAGCAAUCGCCAAGCAGCGGUUCUCGAAAAAGUACCGGCACCCGGAGCUCGACCACAAGCUCACCAAGGGCCGGCUCAACCAAGAGGCACGCAGCCUGCAGCGGUGCCGCGACAACGGCAUCAAGGUCCCGCGGGUGUACCACACCGACAAGGCGGCGGCGACGCUGACAAUCGAAUUCAUCGCCGGGCCGACACUGAAGGAGUGGGUGUUUGCAAACACCGACGACCAGCUGCUGAAGGACCAGAUGGAGGCGCUGGGUCGGAUCCUGAACAAGAUGCAUAUGCACAAUAUCAUUCAUGGCGAUCUGACCACGUCCAAUGCGAUUGUGGACCAGCAGGGCGAGCUGGUGCUGAUCGACUUUGGCCUGAGCCAGGUGUCGCCGAGCGCCGAGGACAAGGCCGUGGAUCUGUAUGUGCUGGAGCGCGCCUUCAUUAGCACCCACCCCAACUCGGAGCUGCUGUUCGGGUCGGUGCUCGAGGCAUACGAAAAGAACGCUGACGAGGCAACCAGCGCGGUGAUCAAGAGGCUGGAGGACGUGCGUCUUCGCGGCCGCAAGCGCGACAUGACAGGCUAG